Spea bombifrons (plains spadefoot toad) is the source of this 1495-nucleotide messenger RNA. RefSeq names its product cysteine-rich protein 2-like. Bases 209 to 829 code for a protein of 206 amino acids. The record is from RefSeq and is a predicted model, not a curated record. The transcript is spliced from 8 exons. NCBI's taxonomy places the organism in Eukaryota, Metazoa, Chordata, Amphibia, Anura, Pelobatidae.
UGGAGGUGGGGCUGUUCACUGCUCCUUCUGCCUGUUUUGCUGCGUAAUAUCCAAUAGGAAAAUGUGUUGUGUAAUGUAGGUUGGAUGGUACGGGAGUGAGUGGACCAUCUUGUCACUGAAACACAGGAGACGGUUACACAGCGGUGGUGCGAACAGUAGCAAGAGCUGUCGUAAUACCAAGAGGCGCACAAAGGACGUUUUUACAAAUAUGGCAUCCAAGUGUCCCAAGUGUGAUAAAACUGUGUACUUUGCUGAGAAAGUGACCUCAUUAGGAAAGGAUUGGCAUAAAUUUUGUCUGAAGUGUGAACGCUGUAAUAAAACUCUUAAUCCUGGAGGACAUGCUGAGCACGAUGGUAAGCCAUACUGCCACAAACCAUGCUAUGCCACCCUGUAUGGACCAAAAGGAGUUAACAUAGGGGGAGCUGGAUCUUACAUCUAUGAGAGGAAACCUAGUGAAGAGAAGCCUACUUCUCUGACAAAAGCAGCUCCAAAACCAGAAGAGAAGAUGACUAGCGGCCCAACUAAGAGCCUCACUAAAGCUACCAGCAUUACAACCUUUACUGGAGAACCCAACUUAUGCCCUCGUUGUGGGAAGAAAGUAUAUUUUGCUGAGAAGGUGACCUCCCUUGGCAAGGACUGGCAUCGACCUUGCCUGCGCUGUGAACGUUGUUCAAAGACCCUUACACCUGGAGGUCAUGCUGAACACGAUGGACAGCCUUACUGCCAUAAGCCCUGUUAUGGAAUCCUUUUUGGACCUAAAGGUGUUAACACAGGAUGUGUUGGAAGCUAUAUCUAUGACAAAGAUCCGGAGGGUAAAGCUCAGCCUUGAGAAGUAGCAGAUAUUUCCUGCAGUUUCAAGAGAUCACUUUUUCUGUUACUCACAAUGUUCAUGUUGUUCCUAGAUUUCACUAAACCAUUACUUAGAGAUAAUGUAGGUUUGAUUACCAGUUCUAAGUUUAACAGUUAAUAUGUCUGUUUUCUGAUAUUUCUUUUCUGUAUAUUGUAGACAUUGUUAAAUGACUGGAACUAAAAAUAAGUGCUAUGUUUAAGAUUUUAAUUAUUAUGUAUCUUGCUGGUAAAUUACUGAUUAGGUGAAUAGUAUUCAUAAAACACCAGUUAUAAAUCAUAGUUGAAAUCUUUGACUGUUUAAAAAACAGGUCAUGUUUUUUAUUUUCUGUUACCCAAUAUGAAAGUAAGCAUAUCCCUGUACACACAGCAAAAUGUGUUUUUACUCCAGCUUUUACAUUUUUAGUAAACCACAUGCUCCCUAGUGUUAUUUGAUAUUCUGAGCUCUCUGUUACAAAAGCAUGAUAGGGAUUGAGAGCACAUACCGUCACAGAUCCUGCUUACAUAGGAAGAAUUUUAUAUUGAUUGAGUACUGCAUUUUAAUAUGGGUAAAAACCUUUAAUUUGUGAUUAAAAAAAUCCUGAGUCGAAUGUUCCCAGUUUAUUGUUAUUUGCGAACAUGUUAUUAAAAGUUUUGAUUUUAGUGUAAA